This is a messenger RNA of Umbelopsis ramanniana AG, 1324 nucleotides long. RefSeq lists its product as uncharacterized. Gene Ontology annotation, biological process: purine nucleoside catabolic process. NCBI's taxonomy places the organism in Eukaryota, Fungi, Mucoromycota, Umbelopsidomycetes, Umbelopsidales, Umbelopsidaceae. The transcript has 7 exons. Gene Ontology annotation, molecular function: purine nucleosidase activity. The record is from RefSeq and is a predicted model, not a curated record. Gene Ontology annotation, cellular component: cytosol. Bases 234 to 1223 code for a protein of 329 amino acids.
UUGAAUCAUAUUUUAUAGCGUAGUAUGACGUGGAAUAAAAAAACACAAGUUAGUUAGGCUGUGUAGUCUAGAGAAUAGUCAACAUGUCAUCGUUUGCUGUACCAUUAAGAAUAUUCGACACUGCUCUCCUUCAUGCUCCAGUGGUGAUACCUAGUAAAAACUUUAUUGAUUCCGAUCUUGGAGUCGCACUUCUUCCUUGUACCAGUUUUUGCUUUAUUUGUUACUUUUGAACAAUGACCGUUUCGGAUGCGUCUAUUCCCGUUUGGUUGGACUGCGAUCCAGGUCACGAUGAUGCCAUGGCCAUUAUCCUCGCAGCUUACCAUCCCACCAUUCAGCUACUAGGCAUCUCUACGACGCAUGGCAAUCAAACGCUGGACAAGACCACGCUUAAUUGUGCACGUGUAGUUAAAGCUGCUGGCAUCAAGACAAAAAUAAUACCUGGUCAGGCAUUGCCGCUGGUCAAACCUUCCAUGGUGGCUCCAGAAAUCCACGGUGUAUCAGGUCUAGAUGGAACAGACCUGCUCCCUGAACCCGAUGAAGACUGUAUAGUGAAGAACGAAAAGGCCGUGUUGCAUAUGGCUCAAGUCCUGCGCGACCACCCUAGCAAAGUGACCAUCGUCGCCGUUGGCCCUUAUACCAAUGUUGCUCUCUUACUCACCUUAUUCCCUGAACUCAAGUCCAAGAUCGAGAAAAUUUCACUGAUGGGGGGCGGAAUUUACAGUGGCAAUCGCACGCCAGUCGCUGAGUUCAAUGUGCUGGUCGAUCCAGAGGCAUGCCAUAUUAUUUUCGAAAGCGGCUUACCUGUGUAUAUGGUGCCUUUGGAUGUCACACAUAAAGCGGCUGUCACUGAUAAAGUGCUGGAAGCCAUUGAAAAGAGAUGUAUGCCCGACUCCAAGUUUGCAAAAUUGAUAGUGGAUCUUUUGUUGUUCUUCAAGCACACCUACGAGAGAGUCUUUCAUCUUUACAAUGGUCCGCCCCUUCAUGACCCGUGUGCCGUUGCCAUCCUCGUUGCUCCCGAGAUAUUCACUAUUCGUCACCUUCGUGUGGAUGUGGUCACUGACCAUGGCCUGGCUCUUGGCCAAACGAUCUGUGAUGUGUAUCAAAAAUCCAUUUUGCCUGCAAACGUUCAUAUGGCCGUGGACAUUGAUCCCACUGCUUUCUUUGAAAUUAUGCUCGAUGCUUGGGUGGCUGCUGAUCAACACUCGCCACUCAACAGGCAAUGAUAGCCGUCAUAGCGAAACAGACGUAGUGGCCACAUGUCAAGGCAAGCGCUCUUCUCGGAUGGUUCCAAUUAAUAAAAAGUGUAUGGAUACACUACAGUAUC